CUACAUUUUUUUUUGGCCCUUGAAGGAGUACAAAAAGGACCAAAACCCUACCAUCUCGCUCUCUCUCUCUCUCUCUCUCUCUCUAGGCACUUUCUCUCUCUUCAUCACGUCUAUUAAUCUAUCUUUUCGGCUCCCAAUCCUGGCACUCUCUCUCUCUCUCUCUUCGUGGAAGGAAGACAGCCUUUGUUUUCAGUCUACUGGUUCUCUGCAAUCGCAAACAAUAGUAAAUUGACAUUCUUUUGCCCUCAUCUGUGCUAUAGAACAAUCGUCACUUAGGCACAGUUUGCAAGCUUUGAUGACUGAAUCCCCAUUUCUGGUCAAUUCUCUGCAAUAUCACCAUGGGAGCAAGCCGCAAACUCCAGGGGGAGAUCGAUAGGGUGUUGAAGAAGGUUCAGGAAGGCGUUGAUGUCUUCGAUAGCAUUUGGAACAAGGUAUAUGACACUGAGAAUGCAAAUCAGAAGGAGAAAUUUGAAGCAGAUUUGAAGAAGGAGAUUAAGAAACUCCAAAGGUACAGGGACCAGAUCAAGACAUGGAUUCAGUCCAGCGAAAUCAAGGACAAGAAAGUUAGUGCGUCUUAUGAGCAGGCUCUAAUGGAUGCCCGCAAGCUCAUAGAGCGUGAAAUGGAGCGAUUUAAAGUUUGCGAAAAGGAAACUAAGACAAAGGCCUUCUCAAAAGAAGGGCUAGGCCAACAACCGAAAACUGACCCGAAAGAAAAGGCCAAAGCAGAGACAAGGGAAUGGUUAAACACUGCGGUGGGAGAUUUGGAGGGUCAGAUCGACUGCUAUGAAGCUGAAGUUGAGGGCCUAUCUGUAAAGAAAGGAAAAACAAGACCUCCUCGGCUGACGCAUUUGGAGGAAUCUAUUACCCGGCAUAAGGCUCAUAUCAUGAAGCUAGAAUUGAUUUUGAGACUUUUGGAUAAUGAUGAAUUGAGUCCUGAACAAGUAAAUGAUGUUAGGGAUUUCGUGGAGGAUUACGUUGAGCGCAAUCAGGAGGACUUUGAUGAAUUUAGUGAUGUCGAUGAGCUGUACAACUCAUUACCAUUGGACAAAGUGGAAGCACUUGAAGAUCUAGUUGCCAUUGGUCCCCCUAGCCUCGUUAAGGGUGUUGGUUCUUCCACAGCAGGCAGUGGGAUUUUAAGCAUGAAGAGUUCUGUUACAGCUUCACCUACUCAGCUAUCUCAAGGAAGCACCGUUAGGGACCACACUGAAGAAACAGCUUCCCAAGAUAGUAAUUCUGAUACCCUACCUAGGACGCCUCCUUCUUCCAAAAGUGGCAUCCUGAGUUCUUCAAAUCCCUCGGCUCCUUCAGGAAUCAGUUCUGGUUUGGCAACGGGGGUUAAUACAACUACUUCCAGUGCUGGUGUUCUUGCCCAUGGCUUAGGUGGGGUAACCCUCACUUCAUCAGUGCUUCCAAGUCCAGGACCUGCACGCAGUAUCUUGGAAUCUGGUGCUUCAGCUCCAUUGUCACCUAUAACUCAGGCCAAUUCUACUAAAGAGGAUGAUAGUCCGAACCUUCCAGGAAGAAGACCAUCUCCAGCUCUUAGUGAUGUUGGGUUAGCAAGAGGUACUGGAAGGGGUAUUCCCUCAAGUCAACCAUCAGCUAGUGUUCCCUUGAGCUUGAGUUCAGGUGGUGGAGCCCUUGGCACAGUUCCUGCAAUCUCUGAAUUGGCAAAGAGAAGUAAUGCAGGAACAGAUGAAAGAAUUGGAAGUGGAGUUCAGCAGCUAGUUUCUCCUCUGACCAAUAGAGUUCUAUUGCAACAACCGAUCCCUAAGUCCAAUGACAGCUCUGGUUCAACUGACACCAGCAGUGUUGUGGAGGGUGCUACCUUAAGUGGGAGAGUUUUCAAUCCUUCAGUUGUUUCAGGAGUGCAGUGGAGACCUCACAGUGCGAGUUCAUUACAAAAUCAGACCGAGGCGGGACAGGUUAGAAGACCUGAAUUCGCACCUGAUCAGAGGGAGAAAUAUCUUUACCGCCUCCAGCAAGUACAACAGCAAGGUCACGGUACCCUUCUUGGAGGACCUCAUCUUCCUGGUGGAAAUCAUAAACAGUUCAUUACCCAACAACAAAGCCCCCUUUUGCAGCAGUUGAAUUCUCAAAGCUCAUCUGUAUCAGGACAAGCCGGACUAGGUAUUGGUGUUCAAUCCCAGGGCUUCUCUACUGUGACUUCUGGUUUACAACUGCAGCUGAGUACUGUGCAACAGGGAUCUGCUCAAAAUGCCAUGGUUUCAAGUGGAAUAUUGAAAGAUUCUGAUGUCUCUGGGAAAUUAGAAGAUCAACAAUCCCAGCAGAAGCCAUCAGAUGAUUCAAAUGUGGAUCCUACUACAAGCUUAGCAUUCACCAGGAACCUGAACAAUGAGGAGGAAUUAAAGAGUUCAUACACAUUAGAUACCCCUGUUUCAGGUCCUAGCUCACUGGCUGAAAGUCAAAUGCCCAGAGAUACAGAUUUAUCUCCAGGGCAACCUUUACCAUCAUCCCAAUCGUCAGUUGGCCUUGGUGUUAUUGGUCGAAGAAGCAUUUCAGAUCUUGGUGCCAUCGGUGAUAAUCUUAGUGGAUCAAGUGCAGCUUUGGGAGCAGUGCAUGAUCAUCUAUAUAAUCUACAAAUGCUUGAAGCAGCUUGUUACAACAAGCUCCCACAACCAAGUGACUCAGAGCGCACAAACAAAUAUGUCCCUAAGCAUCCUGCUGCAACCCCUUCAAGCUACCCUCAAACUCAGGCUCCCAUCAUUGAGAACCCUGCCUUUUGGGGGAGAGUGGACUCUGAUACAUUGUUCUUUGCAUUUUAUAACCAACAGAACACUUAUCAGCAGUACUUGGCUGCAAGAGAGUUGAAAAGGCAGUCAUGGAGAUACCACAAGAAAUACAAUACUUGGUUUCAGCGGCAUGAGGAGCCAAAAAUAACAACACAUGAUUUUGAACAGGGAACAUAUGUCUACUUUGAUUUCCACAUAACAAAUGAUGAGUUCCCGCAAGGGUGGUGCCAAAGAAUCAAAACUGAGUUCACAUUUGAGUACACCUACCUUGAAGAUGAGCUUGUCGCAUAGCCAUGCAGCCUCCAUACAUCAUCACCAGUGUCCGUGUAGAAACAAAGAAACUGGCUCUCAGUCUUUCUGCAUUGAAAGAAGUUAAAGGUUUUAGCUGAUUUGAACAGGGUGCGAAGUCACUUGGAGCGACUGGUUCUUUGGUUUCUAUGUACAUUUCUCCUUCGGGUUUCGGCUGUGGCAUCGGAGCCCAGGGUUUCGAUGCAUCGUGGUCCUCUAUCUGUGCAAGGGGAGCACAAUGGAAGUGACAAAAUCUUGGAUUGAGCCCUAGAAAUUGGUGUUGUAUGGAUGGAUUUUUUCGUGUAAAGUGUUUGAAACCUUCUCUUGAUCCCAUGUUAUUCUUUUUCUAGUCUCUAAUGAAUAGUGACUCUCUCUGUCUUUCCCUAUCUUUUUGAAGUAUUAAACACUCCGGACUUCAGUGA
Messenger RNA from Amborella trichopoda, 3460 nucleotides. RefSeq lists its product as uncharacterized. Gene Ontology annotation, biological process: regulation of DNA-templated transcription. Lineage: Eukaryota; Viridiplantae; Streptophyta; Magnoliopsida; Amborellales; Amborellaceae. The record is from RefSeq and is a predicted model, not a curated record. Gene Ontology annotation, cellular component: CCR4-NOT core complex; nucleus.